UCUAUUGGAGAAACAAAAUUACGUCAUUUCCAUAUUUAUAAUGGCGACCUCCAGCUCUUGUGAAAGUAACUUGGCACCAACAGAAUUUGACUUGGCCAGCUCAGUAGAAAGUUCCUCUGGGCUGACGGUUGCAGUGGAACGAUGUCCUUUAUGUGAUGGAAGUAGGAGAUCAUUUUAUUGCAGAGAUUGUGUGAAUGGCGGCCUGUUUGUUCACUCGACUGGAAGCCACCCUGAAAGGUACAGGGAAAAAAGUCAUAAGCUAGAAUUAUUACAAAAAGAAAGACGGGGACGAUUGGAAAGGGUACAAGAUGCACUUAAAAAUCAUUUAAAAAGGGACCAGAAAAUAAGUGAAAUUGAACAAUGCAGAGAAAGGAUCAAGCUUUUAAAAAAGGCCCUUGCUGCAGCAAAAGAAGUGAGAUUAAAGGGCAAAGACUUUUGUGAUAAACAGAAGAGAGAAAACUACCAGCGAGUCGUAAGAGGUCGAAGACAUGAAGAGAAGAAAAGGCGCAUCUGUUCCUACAUAGAAACUGUGAGGGCAACAAAUGAAGAUAAACAGCAGCUCUGCAUAGAAAAGAAAAGAGAACUAGCGGCAGAGAGAAAAAUCCAGGUGGAAAGAUUGGUGCAGUUUAUUUUUCAGGUGGAAGAGGUGGCUCUGGUCAGUGAAACAGACUCAAUGGCUGUGAGCACAGUGAGUGCACUCCGAGAUGCCAGUCACACAGCGUAUGUUAGAGGACAGUGGGUAUACACAGAUGGUAGUGGGGAGGCUCAGCACAGAAUUGUGGAGCCCACAUUACCCUGUAGUGGGGAUUACUCAGCAUAUAACUUGUGGGUGGCUGCAAGCCAGGAAAAUGGUGGUAACCCUGACAACAGUUUGAGAAAUCCUGGUCACAGAAUCAGUGCUGGGUUGUGUUAUGCCAGUCAGAUGACUGCUGUACUUAGUCAUAUAUUGGAUAUCCGUCUUCCUAGAAAACAGCCUUACAGUGACUUCUGUACCAAUGAAAUAACAGAGAGGCAGUUUAAACACAGUGUGGCCUGUUUAAACCAGAAUAUCUUGUAUUUGUGCUUUGCCCAGAAUGUUCCAAAUCCAGAACAAUUAGAUCCCAGAAACACACUUCAGAAUAUUGUGGUGCUACUGUCAUGUCCAUCACUGGGAAGGAAUUCCAAUUUUGAAAUCGACAGAAAUCUAAUGGCUUCCAUCGAAGACUCCGUUAUCCUCCAGGAGGAGGACUCGGACACUGGUGGAGGAGAGGACGAACUGAUCAGUGACUGGGAGCAGGUCACAGAGGAUGUGUCGGAUAUGUCUGAUGUUCCAACCCGAGCCGGAUACAGCAGCACAAUAUCCAACAUCCAGACCAUGUCUUAUCCAGGUCAGCCUCCAGAACAACUGACAGCCAGUGGAUUUGUCACCACUGCUGCUACUUCAUUCAUGUCAUUAUUCAGGGGAGGUGAUCAGAAGAGCUGAAGAAAGAGAACCUCCAAUGAUAACAAAAGUUAAUGUAAAGCAUCAACAUG
Messenger RNA from Saccostrea echinata, 1512 nucleotides. RefSeq names its product beclin 1-associated autophagy-related key regulator-like. Lineage: Eukaryota; Metazoa; Mollusca; Bivalvia; Ostreida; Ostreidae. The record is from RefSeq and is a predicted model, not a curated record. Gene Ontology annotation, biological process: mitophagy; autophagosome assembly; cellular response to starvation. The transcript has 9 exons. Gene Ontology annotation, cellular component: extrinsic component of phagophore assembly site membrane; phosphatidylinositol 3-kinase complex, class III; mitochondria-associated endoplasmic reticulum membrane contact site. Bases 41 to 1462 code for a protein of 473 amino acids.